Molecule: messenger RNA, 1146 nt
Organism: Apaloderma vittatum (bar-tailed trogon)
Lineage: Eukaryota; Metazoa; Chordata; Aves; Trogoniformes; Trogonidae
Product: serine/threonine-protein phosphatase 6 regulatory subunit 3-like
Exons: 9
Cellular component (GO): nucleus; cytosol
Molecular function (GO): protein phosphatase regulator activity; protein phosphatase binding
Source: RefSeq, a predicted model, not a curated record
AUGUUUGCAGUAACCAGCAUGUUUUGGAAAUUUGAUCUCCAUUCGUCAUCCCACAUAGAUACACUGCUAGAGAGAGAAGAUGUAACGCUGAAGGAAUUGAUGGAUGAAGAAGAUGUUCUACAGGAGUGCAAGGCUCAAAAUCGCAAACUUAUAGAGUUUCUGCUGAAGUCAGAAUGUUUGGAAGACUUAGUUUCAUUUAUUAUCGAAGAGCCACCUCAAGACAUGGAUGAAAAAAUCCGAUAUAAAUAUCCAAACAUAUCGUGUGAGCUGCUUACAUCGGAUGUCUCACAGAUCAAUGAUAGGCUGGGAGAGGAAGAGUCCUUACUUAUGAAACUGUACAGCUUUCUCUUAAAUGAAUCUCCUCUAAACCCUUUACUGGCCAGUUUCUUCAGCAAGGUGCUAAGUAUCCUUAUAAGCAGAAAACCAGAACAGAUCGUGGACUUUUUAAAGAGGAAGCAUGAUUUUGUAGACCUCAUUAUUAAGCACAUAGGGACCUCCGCUAUCAUGGACUUGUUGCUCAGGCUACUGACUUGUAUAGAACCUCCACAGCCCCGGCAAGAAGUGUUAAAUUGGUUAAAUGAGGAGAGAAUUAUCCAGCGGCUUGUGGAAAUUGUACAUCCGUCUCAAGAUGAAGAUAGGCAUUCAAAUGCAUCACAGUCGCUCUGCGAAAUCAUUCGCCUAAGCAGGGACCAGAUGUUACAAGUACAGAACAGCUCAGAACCAGAUCCGCUGCUGGCAAGUCUAGAGAAGCAAGAAAUCAUAGAGCAGCUGCUGUCUAAUAUUUUUCAUAAAGAAAAAAAUGAAUCUGCAAUAGUCAGUGCAAUCCAGAUCCUGUUGACCCUACUUGAGACAAGACGACAGACAUUUGAAGGCCAUAUAGAAGUCUGUCCUCCAGGUAUGAGCAAUUCAACAUAUUCAGUCAGCAAAAGUGUUUUAGAAGCCAUAAAAGCACGACUUUCAUCCUUCCAUGAGCUCCUACUGGAGCCUCCAAAAAAGAGUGUCAUGAAGACGACUUGGGGUGUAUUAGAUCCACCUGUGGGAAACACACGUUUAAAUGUGAUUAGGUUAAUAUCUAGCCUUUUACAGACCAAUAUAAGCAGCGUGAAUCAAGAACUUAUAGAGCUCAACAGCAUAGGAGUAAUCCUG